AUGGAGUUUGAUCUUGAAGACCCACUUGCCAGCUUUGAAGAACAGCAAAACUGUAGCAUCUCUGAACUCUUUGCCUGUGAAUCUGAUCAUAUGCCCACUCAAAAUUGCAUUUCCUUCCGUUGUGAAGCUGUUUCUCUCAUAUCACAGGUUCAGUUUUCCAGCAAUUUGGACCCUUUAGGAACUUACCUUGCUAUAAAUUACUUGGACCGGUUCGUGUCCAGGCGAGAAAUAAAGAAGGGGAAGCCGUGGUUUCUCAGACUCAUUGUUAUCUCUUGUCUUUCUCUGGCCUCAAAAAUGACCAACACACCCUUCCCAAUUUCAGAUUUGCAGAUUGAAGGUUGUAUGUUUGAGGCUGGAACUAUUCAGAAAAUGGAGAAUCUUAUACUUGGAGCAUUAGAAUGGCGUAUGAGAUCAAUUACACCUUUUUCUUUUCUGCAUUUCUUCAUCUCUUUAGCUGAGAUUGAACUCAAAGACCCAUCAUCAAAACAAGCACUGAAAGAGAGAGCUUCAGAGAUAAUCUUUAAUGCUCAUUAUGACAUCAAAUUUGUGGGGUUCAAACCUUCCACUGUCGCAGCAUCUGCACUUAUUUGUGCAUCUGGUGAGCUAUUCCCACAGCAAUUUUCUACUGUGAGGGCUUCAAUUGUAGCUUGUGAUUAUAUUGAUGAGGACACAGUAAGUAGGUGCUUCAGUUUGAUGCAAGAGAUGAAGAGGAUGGAGGCAAAAGACUCAGCCUUUGACUAUGAUACGAGCUUUAUAAGCACAGAAACUUCAGUGAGCACCGUCUGACUGAGUGUGCUGAAAAGGAACAUCAAAAGAAGGACAAUCUGAUUUUUCUGUGACUUUGACCAUUAUUAUUAGGAUUAUUACAUUUUUAUUCCAAUAAUCAUGAGGGAUAAAGAAGCCGAGGAUAAAAGGUUGU
Molecule: messenger RNA, 919 nt
Organism: Neltuma alba
Lineage: Eukaryota; Viridiplantae; Streptophyta; Magnoliopsida; Fabales; Fabaceae
Product: putative cyclin-D6-1
Exons: 6
Coding region: 1-786 (261 amino acids)
Source: RefSeq, a predicted model, not a curated record